Messenger RNA from Brienomyrus brachyistius, 3155 nucleotides. RefSeq names its product putative methyltransferase NSUN7. Gene Ontology annotation, molecular function: methyltransferase activity. The transcript is spliced from 12 exons. Bases 237 to 2126 code for a protein of 629 amino acids. The record is from RefSeq and is a predicted model, not a curated record. NCBI's taxonomy places the organism in Eukaryota, Metazoa, Chordata, Actinopteri, Osteoglossiformes, Mormyridae.
AUCUUUUAAGGAGGUUCAGAAUUAGCCACACAUACCAGCAAAGUAUCUAAUUAAAAUGGUCCUGCCAGCUGUUGUGGUGGAGCAUGAUGGGAAGGAACAAUCAACAGUGCAGCUUGGUAGCAACGAAGGGACAAGAAACAAAAGGGACCAUGAAGGAUCAAAACCAAGGGAGGUAGGAAAACAAGAAUGGACUAGGGCUGGAACUACACACAAGAAACUAUGACAAGACCAACAGAAUGUACGACAUUCACAGAAGCACUGAUCUGAGCCUGCAGGAUGAGGCAGACACCGUCACAGAAAAGCUUUCCACACAGCUUCCCGGGGCCCCUCAAUGGACAACAGCUGGGCCCCCAGAUCACGUGUACCUCCUGGCAGCCACCAUCUUCCAGAGCUUCCGCUUGGAGAUGUCAUCUGUGCGCAGGCUGAUAGACUACGGGGAGAAGACCAAGCCACCCGUGCCCAAGGCCAGGGAUGAGGCGUCCCGGCACUGGGCCUACGAGCUGGCCUUCAACACCCUCACGUAUCACGAGCUUCUCGAAGACACCAUCAUUGACAGCAGCCUCUCCUACAUCUUUCCUGCAGACAUGAUGAGUCUUGCCAUGGUGAUGCUGUACGACCUCCAGGACAGGAAGUUCAUCCCCCAAAAGCGACCCAGUUCUGACCAAGUGGAGCGGCUGGCUGACGUGGUGGAGGCGGAGAGGUGUCUGAACAGUUCCAGGACCAAACUGGCGGCCUCACUGGCCCGCUGCCGGAUUAGACGUGGCCUUCUCUCCAUCGACGCCGCCUUGCCGGAGUCUGUGAGGAAGCGCCGGGAACGAGCCUCUUCCCUGCCCCUGUUCGCCUGGGUCAACAGCCUGAAAACCUGCCACGAGGACAUCUGCAGUGCUCUGGAGGCGGGGGGCUUUUCUCAGGUGAACGGCCUCGAGCAGCUGCAGGGGGCUACCUUCUGCCAGGACCCGCACUGCCAGGAGCUGCUCGCCUUCCCUUCUCGCUUCAGAGGACAUCUCUACGGCUCGCCGCUUUUCAUCCACCGGAAGCUCCUCGUUCAGGAUAAGUGUCGCACUUUGGCCCUUAAAUGCGUGAGCCCCCUGCUGGCCAAAGGGAGUAACCUGCUGCUGGCAGGCACCCUGUCGGCCUCGAGCAUUGCUCAUGCCGCCACCCUCGCCGCGCCACACUCCGCCCAGGUCUACAUCUGCAGGGUCAGUCACAUGGGGCCACAGAGAGGGGAGCUCCAGCGCUGCCUGUCCGACAUGGGCUGCAAAAAUGUGAGGCUUCUCCCGGAGCUCUUCACGGAGCUGGAGCCGAGCGACAUGCUGCUCUACAGAGUCCACGUCAUCCUGCUAAUGCCUCCCUGCUCUGCCUCUGGGGUCAGCGAUCCUGUGCAGUUCCUCCUGGCCGAGAGCGGAGACUUGGACCUUCUUCCAGACCUCUGCCGCGGUUCACUCUCCUCACGAAAGCUCACCGACCUGGAGGCCAGACAGAUGCAGUAUCUCACUCACGCCAUGAUGUUUCCCAAGGUGCGGGAGGUGCUGUACUGCACAUGCUCCGUGCGGAGGGAGGAGAACGAGGACGUGGUGGAGCGGGCCCUGCAGCUGGGGGGAGGGGCCAGACACCAACCGUUCAGGGUGAAGCCCCCGGCACUAACUUCCAUCAGCAUGUCCCCAGAGGGGGCCGUUGACGACCCCUUCUUCAGGAAAAGUUCCUCCGAGGACAGUAAUGGCUGCUUUAUAGCCUGGCUGACCAUGGAGCUGGACCCAGAGGAGGAGGUGCAGAAAGUUCUGGAACGAGCACUUGCUAAGGGCUUGCUUGCCGGAGACGGCGUGGGAGGUGUCGAGGCCAGUCGGCCACCCAAGAAGACGAAACGGAGACGGAUGGGGAACGUCGCACUGGGUGCUCGCCCUGCCGCCUGGCCUCGGGCCUCCUCCACGAGACAGGUUCACUCUCAGGAGGUCUCAGAGGCUGGAUCCCAACCUGGGGGCAGCCUUAAGGGCCUUGUCAGCAAGCGCUCAACACGGAGGAAAGUAGGAAAGCGAAAGACAGCGAAACGAGCCCCCAAGGCCAAGAAUGAGAGCCUUGAUCCAUCACCUUUCCUUCGCUGGCCCCGCCCCAAUACUGUCAGCCAAUAACAAGCCCCACCCCCUCACACUAUCAUUGGUAGAUGUAGUCCAUCUCCCCUUCCCUAGCCCCAAGUUCCAGUUACAUUAUGGCCACACUGACUGGUGGCAUUAUUCUGAGUAGCGACUGCAGUGGGUCCUCAUAUACCAUGAUUGUAGAGGAUUUCAAAUUGUAACACAUACGGCAUUUGGUGCAGAGCUUGAUUAAAAUGAUAUAAUGCUUGAUUAGAAAGCCCUCAGAUUAAAUCUGCUGAUUUUAUUACAUUAAAACAACUACAUAUUCAUGUUCAGUUCUGUCUCCAUACGAUACUAAAAAGUAAUUCGAAGCUUUUAAAAGCAGACAUAAAAAUACCAGCUCUUGGGCAAACUUUCACUUAAAUAUAGUUCAUGAAUAAUUCAGCCAUUGCUCCGUGUGGCUGAGCGUCAGCUUGAUACGACGGGGGUAAAAAAAAUCAGCAUUUUGGGGAACCUAUUAUGGCUCAACUAGGAAGUUAUAAAACAUAAAAGUGGUUUCAUGGGUAGAAAGGACUUCAGGGGACAUGCCAGUGUCCUGUGAGGUGAGGAGGAUGGAGGGAAAGUAAGUCAGAAACACCUGCUAAGACUUUGUUCUGGAGAGUGCAGAGCCUGACUAACUAGACGAUUUUUAUAGAAUCUCAAAUACAAAGCAGGUAUAGAUAAAGGUACCAGGGACAGAAAUAUAUCCGGCCCUUAACUGCCUUUCAAAAAUUUGCUGAAUUUGCAAAAAUAUGCUAAAUAGUCUCUAGACCAAUAUUUGGAAAUUUCAGCAUUUUUUCCCUCUUGUCGUGCCGAAGCGAUUAUUAUAAAAAAUAUUAGUUUGUCUUAAACUUGGAGAAAACAAGACCCUGCUCUUAUUAAAGACUAAUAUGAAAUGGUUUUAAAGUUUAACCACGCAAGGUGUGUAGUAACAUAUCUAAAAUAUUUACUGUGUGUAACUCAAAAUGAUGUGUAAUGAAACCCGAAACCCACCCAAAAUCUAUAGGGUGGGGGGGGUCUAUAACGUGCAAUAAAUGGUUUCAUUAA